CUCGCUGCAGUUUACCUUACGUAGAGCAGAGGACGUAAAAAAAUUUGAAAUCGCUCCUUUGAAAUCUCUCCAGAGCGUGACGCCCUCAUUUUCAACAUCGAUUUCUUGCCAUGCGUCCUGCCAUCAGAGAGUGUAAAACAAACAAACAUUGUCAUUCAGACACCUAAUCAAGGGUGUGCUUUAGGACCGUUCAUACUUGGGUGGUCAGGAAUGUGACUAACCUGCUGUACAGUCUUUAUUUUGAAGACACUUCAUGUGCAGGCACUGUGACUUUAACCAGCAAAACAUGCUCAUAAACACAUUAAGGUGUGAGUGUGUGUGUGAGUGUGUGUGUGUGUGUGUGUGUGUGUGUGUGUGUGUGUGUGUAAGCAAGUGUGCAUAUUUUUAUGAUAAGCCUUACUGAGCAGUCUCGGGCCAGAUUAGAGCACCUGACUGGACUGCGUCCCUUCAGGUACGAGGUGCCAAAGCUGAUAUAAAUCAACACCUUCUGAUCAUUAAGAAUUCAACAGUACUGUGAUAUCUAUGGACACCUCAUUACCACUGAUCUUUCGCAUUUUCCAAAUCCUCAUCCCGACAUUCGCUGUGAUUGUGUUAUGCACGGGUUUGUGUAAAUGUUUCAUAAAGAGGAAGCGGGAACGGAGAGAGUUGGCCGAGGCGUCGGCACGUGCUGUGGAACCUCCUCAGUCCGUCUAUGUCAUCCCCCAUCCACAGACUGAUCAACAACAACUCGGACAUCUACACUACCGCCUGCCGGAGCACUACACCCCUCCUCCAUUGUACAACGAGAUAAUGAAGCCUGAAAUCCCGAAUGAGCCUCCGCCCUCGUACACAGAGUCCAUCGGCACUCCGUUUGUCUCUUCCGAACCAGGCCGGAUCACUUCAUCCUGUCCUCCUCUCCCACAGUAAGACAUCGAAGAGUCCGAAGAACUGUAGAGAAAAUAGAACUGUGGAAUAAGAAGCUGAAAAUGUCCCCUUUGUCCUUCCUUCAUUCCUUCCAACACAUCGAUGAACAAACCAUGGAGAUUGAAAGCCAGAGCUGCUAUUUUUUUGUCGAUCGUUGAAUCGUGUACAUAUUUGUAUUAUUGUGUAUAAUUUUGUGGGUUUUUAUCUUUUUAAGUUAUUCAAUAACUAUAGCACAUCAUUUUAUAAAGAGCAUGGAAUGCUAUAAAUUAGGAAUUAAAGGAAAGGUCUUAGAGGUUAAUAUAUAGCUAUAUAAUAGUCUAUAUUAUAACAUUAAUAGUAAAGAAAUCAUUUUUAAAAAUAAAUCAACAAAUAUUUUAUAAUUCCGCCUUUAAUACAAUUAUAAAAUCUCCUUUUUUUUAACUUGAGAAAGCAGCUGGAAUGUGUAUUAACAUUAAAGUUAUAAUAUCAUCUGGAACACGUCCAGCGUCCUGCUAUAAACCCACCUUCAGACUGUAAGAGCUGGGAGGCGUGGUCUAGAGGGCGGGUUCUAAGGGGCAGAGCAAAAAGGGUUGAUUCUGGUUGUUCAAAAUGGCAGGCAUCAUGAUAUUUGUUGACCGAUGACUCCUGCACCAAAUGAACGGUUCAGAAAAUGAUUUUGAUGGAGAUGUUUAGGAGCUAAAGUUCAGAGCCUCUGAGGUGACAUGGUGGUAAUUUUUUAUGAUCACAUUGUUUGAAUUUUUAGGACACAGGUUCUAGGUUAAAUAUUAAGUAUUAUUCCACUGAAGUAUCACCACGAGAUAUAGCAACGUAAAGAACUUGAGAAACGAAACUCCUCGAGCUGUUAUCUGAUGUUUGCACUACAAUAUCUCAUUGUGUAAUUUGAGUUAUCAUAGGUCCUCAGUAGAUUAUCUUGUGUCCUCACAAACCUAACUAGCGGCGUUGACACACUCUCAUGGCUUCAAUUUAUUAUCUCAUUAUUUUAAGAAGUUAUCUUGUGGUCUUACUACAUUAUCUAAUGGUGCAGAUUAUUUCAUGGUUUCAAUAUGUUGUCUCAUUAAUUAUCUCAAAUUCUCAAUAGAUUAUCUCGUGUCGUCACUAAAUUAUCAAGUGGUAUCAACGCACUUUCUAGUGGCUUCAAUUUAUUAUCUCGUACCUUCCAGAGUUUGUAGUUUCCUUACUACAUUUUCUCGAGAUGUAAAUUAUCUCAUGGCUUCAAUAAGUUGUCUUGUGACCUUAUUAAUUAUCUCAGGUCCUCGAUAGAGUAUAUAUAUCUCAUGGCUUGAAUGUGUUGUCUCAUGACCUAAAUAAGUUAUCUCAUGUUCUUAUAAGAUUAUCUCGUGUCCUCACUAAAUGAUCUGAUUGUGUCGACACACAUUCUUAUGGCUUUAUUUUAUCUCAUGGCUUCCAGAGAUUAUCUUGUGCUUGUACUACACUAUUUUGUAGUGUCAAUUAUCUCAUAUCUUUAAAAUGCUGUCUAGAGACUUUUAUUAAUGAUCUCAAAUCCUCAAUAAAUUAAAAAUGUCCUCACUACAUUAUCUGGUGGCUUCAACACACUUUUUCAUGGCUUCCAGAAGUUAUAUCGUACUCUUACUCCAUUAUCUUGUCGUGUCAAAGAUCUCAUAGCUUCUGUAUGUUGUCUCUCAACCUCAAUAAGCAUUCUCAGGUCCUCAAUAUAUUAUCUCAUGAACACAUUACAUUACCUGGUAGCAUUGAUGCACUUUCCCAUGACCUCGAAUUUAUUAUUUUAUGGCUUCUUGUGCCCUUACUACUUUAUCUCAUGGUGUAUAUUAUCUCAUGGGUUCAAAAUGUUGCCUUGUGACCUCAAUAUGUAUUCUUUUGUAUUUUCAUUAUAUUAUCUCAUAAAUUCUCAGCAUUAUCUGGUGGUGUCGAUGCACUUUCUCAUGGACUUAUUAUCUCAUAUUGUGUGCUGAUGAAAUGAUCUCCCAGGCUCAACAGGUUAUUUGUAAUAUGUCAUAUAAUUAAUAUAUUGCAUUGUUCUUUUCUCUUGUGGUCUCAAUUGAAUAUCUCAAAGCUCACAUAUGUUUAAAAAAAAAUUGUGGUCUCAAUAUAUAUAUAAAACCCCCUAAAUAUCUUCUCUAAAGGUCUGAAUAGGUUCUGAAGACCUUGUGGCCUCAACACAUUAUCUUCGAUCACAUAAUAUCAUUUAGUGACUUUAACAUGUCAAUAUCUUCAUUUACGGUCACAGAAGAACCACCAGGUCACUUCAUUUCACUGGCUCAGGACUAACGAGGAAAUUGUGUGGAUGUGAUUUUUUUUUUGUGCCACUCCUUUGUGAUUACUUUUAUAUACUAUGACAAUAAGUACGAGCAUGUGAAUUGCUUAACAAAUAAAGAAUGAAUUGGA
This is a messenger RNA of Silurus meridionalis, 3267 nucleotides long. RefSeq lists its product as uncharacterized. The record is from RefSeq and is a predicted model, not a curated record. NCBI's taxonomy places the organism in Eukaryota, Metazoa, Chordata, Actinopteri, Siluriformes, Siluridae. The coding region runs from base 523 to 906 and encodes 127 amino acids. The transcript has 4 exons.